Hippopotamus amphibius kiboko is the source of this 800-nucleotide messenger RNA. It is a transcript of the gene RPL19, whose product is annotated as ribosomal protein L19. Gene Ontology annotation, molecular function: RNA binding; structural constituent of ribosome. The transcript has 6 exons. The record is from RefSeq and is a predicted model, not a curated record. NCBI's taxonomy places the organism in Eukaryota, Metazoa, Chordata, Mammalia, Artiodactyla, Hippopotamidae. Bases 127 to 717 code for a protein of 196 amino acids. Gene Ontology annotation, cellular component: cytosolic large ribosomal subunit; ribosome. Gene Ontology annotation, biological process: translation.
GGAAGAUGAGAGAACCGGAGGGAAAUACGGGCGAAAGCGGAGCAGGGGAUGGGCUCUCCCCUUCACAGAUAAUGGGAGGAGCCUGGAGAGAGCAAGUUCUUUCCUUCCGUCGCUGCGGCCGCAGCCAUGAGUAUGCUCAGGCUUCAGAAGAGGCUUGCCUCCAGUGUCCUCCGCUGUGGCAAAAAGAAGGUCUGGUUGGACCCCAAUGAGACUAAUGAAAUCGCCAAUGCCAACUCUCGUCAGCAGAUCCGGAAACUGAUCAAAGAUGGGCUGAUCAUCCGGAAGCCUGUGACGGUCCAUUCCCGGGCUCGAUGCCGAAAAAACACCUUGGCCCGCCGGAAGGGCAGGCAUAUGGGCAUAGGGAAGCGGAAGGGUACUGCCAAUGCUCGAAUGCCUGAGAAGGUAACCUGGAUGAGGAGGAUGAGAAUUCUGCGCCGGCUGCUCAGAAGGUACCGUGAGUCUAAGAAGAUUGACCGCCACAUGUAUCACAGCCUGUACCUGAAAGUGAAGGGCAAUGUGUUCAAAAACAAGCGGAUUCUCAUGGAGCAUAUCCACAAGCUGAAGGCAGACAAGGCUCGCAAGAAGCUUCUGGCGGACCAGGCUGAGGCCCGCAGGUCUAAGACCAAGGAAGCCCGCAAGCGCCGUGAAGAGCGGCUCCAGGCCAAGAAGGAGGAAAUCAUCAAGACUCUGUCCAAGGAGGAAGAGACCAAGAAAUAAAGUUCUCUCCCUCUUCUCUGUACAUAGUGGCCACAGCAAAUUGCAUAGAUCACUCAAUAAAAAACAAGCCUUUGUCUGCCUAC